UUCAUUAUACCCCUUAUCCUCUUCUCAAUCUCUCAUGUGUUGUGAAAUUCUAAUGUCCUAAAAAAACUCUUAUCUAUGCCUAUGUCUCUGUCUCUGUCAACCGUGCCUGCGUUCAAUUCUCUCACAAUGGCUGAAUCCUGCCUCCUAUCUCUCCCUUCCCUCUUCUACGCCAAAAACAAAACCCUUUCUCUCUCAAUUCCCACUAAUCCUCUCAACCUGCAAUUCCCAUGCUCAAACUCUUCUCUUUUUCCCCUCACCACCAAGACAACGCGCCACUCUUCUCUCCUCACAUUCGUGGCUCAGACAUCUGGUUGGGCCAAAGAAGGGGAGGAGGAAGAAGCCGCGUGGGAGAACCAAGGCGACACUGCGUGGGGAACUGAAGAAGGUGGCGAUGAUAUAGAAGAUGGCGGCGAAGGGGGUUUCGCUGAAGAAGAAGCUGAAGAAGUUAAGAUCUUCGUUGGGAACCUGCCUUUCGACUUCGACAGCGAGAAAUUGGCCUCGCUUUUCGAACAGGCUGGCACCGUUGAGGUUGCUGAGGUUAUAUAUAAUAGGGCCACUGACCGGAGUCGCGGGUUCGGAUUUGUUACCAUGAGUACAAUCGAAGAGCUUGAGAAGGCUGUCAAGAUGUUCAGUGGUUAUGAACUAAAUGGAAGAGUGUUGACUGUUAAUAAGGCUGCUCCAAAAGGAGCACAGCCUGAACGCCCACCGCGCCCACCACAAUCCUUUAGAGUCUAUGUUGGCAACUUGCCAUGGGAUGUUGACAAUUCUCGGCUGGAGCAAAUUUUCAGUGAACAUGGUAAGGUUGAGGAUGCUCGGGUGGUCUAUGACAGAGAGACUGGUCGAUCACGUGGUUUUGGCUUUGUCACGAUGUCCAGUGAGACUGAUAUGAAUGAUGCAAUUGCUGCCCUUGAUGGUCAGAGUUUGGAUGGGAGGGCAAUCAGAGUGAAUGUUGCAGCCCAAAGGCCUAAACCUAGCUCGUUUUGAGUGGUAACUUGAGUGAUCUUCCAAGUCCGGCUGAUUGAGUUUCCUUUUAAUGGCUAAGUAUACAGUGGCGUUUUUUGUAUCUUCUUUGGGAGCUGGUUUCAGAUUAGAUUUGCAAGUUGUAAUGUUAUUAAUUUUGUGUCCAGAUGAAAAUGAUUUAAGUUACUAUUCCUUUUCUAGGGAUUUUGAAGAAAGUCUUGAUUUUUUUAACCAUUUUGUUUGCUAAUGUUGCACGAAAAUAUAGAUAUUGUCUUUUAGCUUAAAUCUUCUGGUGCAUUAUCUGGCUACUUAAAUGGCACGGAAGUUCAAAUGAACAAGUCUCCAAACUU
This is a messenger RNA of Glycine soja, 1310 nucleotides long. Its product is annotated as 28 kDa ribonucleoprotein, chloroplastic-like. Gene Ontology annotation, molecular function: mRNA binding. The transcript has 4 exons. The record is from RefSeq and is a predicted model, not a curated record. The coding region runs from base 76 to 984 and encodes 302 amino acids. Gene Ontology annotation, cellular component: cytosol. NCBI's taxonomy places the organism in Eukaryota, Viridiplantae, Streptophyta, Magnoliopsida, Fabales, Fabaceae.